This is a messenger RNA of Quercus robur (English oak), 2407 nucleotides long. RefSeq lists its product as uncharacterized. Lineage: Eukaryota; Viridiplantae; Streptophyta; Magnoliopsida; Fagales; Fagaceae. The transcript is spliced from 14 exons. The record is from RefSeq and is a predicted model, not a curated record. Gene Ontology annotation, biological process: positive regulation of GTPase activity. The coding region runs from base 284 to 2368 and encodes 694 amino acids. Gene Ontology annotation, molecular function: GTPase activator activity.
ACAGCAACAUCAAACAGCAAACGGCACACAGCAAGCAACAUAACGCUAAUAUAAAUACUUACCUACCUUCCGGCAUUUCUUCCACUCAUCUCUCUCUUUAUUUCUUUCAAAACGCACAGACAGACAGACAGACAGAAAAACAGAGAGAGAGAGAGACUCUCUUUGUGAUAGCUCAAAAUUCUCAAAAUUUUCUGUACAAACAUGCUUUGAUAUUAAAUUACCGUAUCCUUGACACAAAAUUUUAUUUAUUGUAACGUACGCAUCCCAAGCGUAGCUUAGCAAAAUGGAGGCACCUUUGUCCUUUGUUUCAAAAGCGAGGACCGCCUUUCAUUCUGCUGCUGCGAAAGCGGAGCGUGUUUUCUCUGAUUUUAAACCCGAUCGAGAUUCUGAUAAACAAUUACCGAAGAAUUCGACAAGCCAAUCGGACGAUGAAUCUUCAAGCAACGAGCGCGAAACCAAGGUUUCCAAUGAAUCGAAGAACUUGAGGUGGAGAUCUGCAUCGAUAGGGACGAAGCAGGAUUGGCAGGAUAGACUCAGGAGCAUUAAAUUUGGGAGGAAAGGCAUUGAAGAUACUGAAAAAGUUGAAAACCCAGCCAUGUCUGUUCCGUUUUAUGAUGAAAAUCUGUACCUGCUGAACAUGAAAAAUGAUCUUGAAGCUAAGAGUGCAGAAGUGAUACCCACGGUAGAAGGUUUUGUUGCUGUCAGCACAGAGAGUAUUCCUCCGUCGUCUGUCAUUAAGCAACUGGCUGUAGCUGUUGAGGCUGGAAAGAAGUUGAAGUCAUUGAAAGACUGUCUGGCAUCAUCUGCAAGUUCUUCACCUGUCAGGGAGAGGGCUGGCCUCAGUCUCUCUGCAGUCAAGUCGUUAGUGCUUCGUGAAAAGGAGGAGAAGCUUACAUUUGAUUAUGGUGAUAAUGAGAAAGUUCUGUCUUUGAUUAAUUCACUGUUUGAUGCAGAGGGAAAUUUUCUCAGAAGGAAGAUCAGCUAUGAUUCAGAGGCAACCACAGUAACAUCUUUGCCAAGAGAUAUUCAUGGUGCUCCUGCUGAAAGCCUUGUUGUUAAGCUAGCUGAAGUUAUUGGAAGCUUCAAAACCCUGCGGAAAAUGGUGCUGUUUUGGAGCAGGGUUGUUGCGGAACUGAGAAGAGUUUGGUCUGAAGGGCAAUAUGUGGCUGGAAUUCCUAUGGAUGAGAUUCCGGAUCUAAAUUCCUGUCUAUUGUAUCAGCAGUUGCAAGUUAUUAAUUGCUGUGUUUCCCGGAAAAGGCGUCAGGCUAUUGCCACUGAAUCAUUAGACUCCGUCAUGAGGGAGGUCACUACAGAUGCUGCAGAAUCAGCUUCUUCUAAAGACAUGCUUCCUUCAAGCCCUAUUUUGUAUGCUAGAAUAAGCACCGGAGAGCUUGUUCUUCGACUAGGUGCUGAUUGUCCAUGCAGUAAUCUUACAAUGUUGGAAACUGGUGAACCUGUGUACUCCCCAGUGACCCAGGAAGCACCUUUGCUUACAGAAGAUCUUAUCAAAGAAACUGAGGAAUUUGUGCUUCGAACAGGCAGUGUUGGUGCUGGGUGUUCUCAACUCCUCUCUGACAUGCAGGCUUUCAAGGCUGCAAAUCCUGGUUGUAUUUUGGAAGAUUUCGUAAGAUGGCACUCCCCUCCUGAUUGGUUAGAAACUGAGCCAAUUACGGAGGGUCAAGAGACUUCAGCUGGUGUUGACAUAUCGUCCACAAAAGGUCAACUAAGUAGUCGAAUGCAAAAAGAAGGUAAUUUAUGGCGUGAGCUGUGGGAAACAGCUAAAGCAAUACCAGCUGUCAAACAAACACCCAUCUUUGAGGAGGAUUUGGCUGUGGAAGGUAUACUGAAUGUUUUAGAGGACAUGCCACCCUCUGAGCUUUUUGAGCAACUGUUUGUUUCUUUACUUGGUUUGGGAUUUGUAAUGGCCGAAUCUAUGCUGUCAACUAAUAAUAAUUUGUCAAAGCUGUUCUAUGAGUGUAAAGACUAUGUUGUUGCCACUUGUCAAGGCAGAUUCUGGAGUGGGAAAGUUGAUGACCUUUGCCAGGUAUAUGAUACAGUGGAGACAAUGUUACUCAAUCCAGACGAAGUUCUAACAAUGAUGAAGCAGCCAGAUGAAACAACUGCCACCACAGGUGAAUUAAAACGUCGAUUUAAGAGACUUGGCUUCAACUUUGGUGGCAAGGAUAAACACUCAAGAAAACCAGCUUCAAACAAUCAGAAGGAUGUAGAAGAGGACCCAGGUCGCCAACCAUUCUCAAAUUUCUUUGACAGCAAGUCAUCUUUAUUUUCUAAGAAGCCUCCUAAGCCAGAAACUGCUCCCCCUGCUGAACCUCUUCAUCCAGUUGAAAAUGAUUGGAUGGUUGUUUAGUAAUACCUUUUUUUUUGGGGGGAGGAGGGAGGGGGGGUG